Messenger RNA from Harpia harpyja (harpy eagle), 1234 nucleotides. RefSeq names its product chromosome 6 C12orf75 homolog (gene C6H12orf75). Bases 49 to 237 code for a protein of 62 amino acids. The record is from RefSeq and is a predicted model, not a curated record. The transcript has 6 exons. Lineage: Eukaryota; Metazoa; Chordata; Aves; Accipitriformes; Accipitridae.
CCGCUCCGCUCCGCACGGCCGGGCGCAGCGCCGGGCAGGGCAGCGCCCAUGGGCUGCGGCAACUCUACGGCCAGCGGCGCGGGCGGGCGAGGUGCCACAGGGACUACUAAAGAUGUAGCAGAAGAAUCCGUAUCAGAUGAUGACAAAAGGAGGAACUAUGGUGGCGUGUAUGUUGGCCUGCCGUCAGAUGCGGCUGCCAUGGUUUCCAGUCAGACGAAAGCUACACCGAAAGAUUAGAAGGAAAUAAACACAUCAAGAUGCAAACAGCUGGAGUCUUCUACUAAGACCAGUUGCCAGCGCUUUAGAGAGAGCUGUCUUUGUGGUGAAGAUUUUUAUAUUUACGUAGCCUUCCGGAGAGCAAGAGAGAUCAGAGCACCAAAAAAUCUAAACCGUUGCAAGUUCCAACUACGGGUAAAGCUUAAAGUACAGUGUUGAAUGAGUUUCCUAUGGCGGUUGCAUUAUGGAAAUCUCCUGCUGUUCUCCAGUGAAAAAUGAAAUUAAUGAACUCAUGGUGGAUGUUUCUGCACAAGAGCUAACUUUGAUGAUCUGCAACUUAUUUCUCUGUGGCCAUAUUGCAGAUUUCAUCAGCUAUCAGCUACGCUUCAUAUAUUUUCUCCAACAAUUUUUGAUAGAUUUUAUAUAGAGAACCAUUACUACUGUCCACUUAAUAGUUCCUAUGGUAGGUUCCUAUAAAUUAAUUGUUAAUUUACUUCAGAGUAAUAUAUUUGACAGGUUUGCAUCCUUUUGGUAAUAUUGCAAAUUUUAAUAUUUUUGCUGUGAAAACUUAAGAAUAGGGUGAAAUAAGCGUAAGACCAUUGGGUUCUUUAUAAUUACUACUGUCACUUUUAUACAGUGAGACAAAUAUUAGUGUUUAAUUUUCACCUUUAAGAAGACAUUGCUCAAGUAAAUUUAUUUAAAUAAGAACAACGUACUUCAUCGUAAUAUUUACGUGUCUGUUUUUAUUUUCUUCAGCUUUAUCUCUUUUAUAAAGCAUUACAUGGAGAAAAAUACUAAUGAACCAAACUAUUAUGUUAUGUCUUCCAUUCUGUGUAAUAUUAUAAUGACAUUUCCUUGUGUAAGGGUGAAGUGAUAUUAUUUUCAGAGAUAGCAGGACUAAACUCCAGUGCUGCAUCCUCCUGAACUGUAGAGGAUUUUUGAUCACUAUUAGAGCUUUGUAUCCCUGACUUAUCUCUAAGCAUCUCCAGGAUGGAAAAUUAUAACAGAAUGAGUGUUA